UUUUACGUCCUUCUACAUGUGUCAUGUCCGAUGUUCGUCUCCAUUUAUAGAUGAUCUUUACUUAAGGAUGCACGGGACUUUUAUUAUAGCGAAACAUCUGACAUACACUAUCUGAUCAGGGCUUUAAUUGCCAUGCAUGCAUUGAAUGUUGAUGAGUACUGUCUUUUAGCAAAUUGACUGGCGAUACAGAAGUCAUGGAGAAGAAAGUUUCCAAGAAGGAAGGACUUGGUGGCAAAAGCUUAUUGGACAUAGUUUUCUCAUGGUCUCUCGAGGAUGUUAUCAACAAAGAUCUCUACAGAAACCAGGUGAAAACGAUCCCAGAUACAUUCUUAUCGGUGGAAGACUACAAGAAGUCAUUCAUUUAUCCACUACUUGAGGAAACGCAUGCCGAUUUGUUUUCAAACAUGACAACCCUGUUUCAAGCACCUACUCGUGAAAUACUUGAUGUUGAAACAUCCGAAGCUUUUAAACCUCCCGAAGACUUGUUUUACUGUAUCACAUUGAAGAAGAUUGCCAAUGCUAAGGAAGCUGUAGGAAAAUAUAUUCCCCAAUUUGGUGAUCUUAUUGCCUUGACAGAUGUCAGACCUAUGAGCAUUGAUGAUUUGAACAGGCCCGGAAGAUUGUAUCUUCUUGCUUAUGUUGAAUGGGCAACAGAAGAAGAUUAUGUUCAACAACAGAAUUUUGAUGAUCAAAGUUUGGAUAUGAUCAAGAUACUGGCAUCAAAGCCCAUUUUCAAAGAACUAAACUUGGAGGAGAAGAAAGAAACACUUUUCGCAGUUUAUCUUAUGAACAUGAUUACAAAUAUCCGUAUAUGGAGAGCACUGAGCUCGGGGCUGGAUGGGGGAAACAUUAUUAAGGAAGUGCUGCAAGCCAAUUCAGCUGAUGAAAAUUGUACGAGUGGCUUUUUUAAAGGAAAAUGCAGUCUCGUUCCUUCUUAUCUAGGGGAUGCAAUCUGUCCUUAUAAUCUAAAUGACUCUCAACAAGACGCGGUUUUGAGUUGUGUUGAUAUGAGGAACUGCUAUCAUCAGAAUACUGUCAAAUUGAUAUGGGGCCCUCCAGGGACCGGGAAAACAAAGACCAUUGGUUUCGUACUAUUUUCCCUCCUCAAAUUGAAGUGCAGAACAUUAACAUGUGCUCCAACUAACAUUGCAGUUCUGGAGGUUACAAAACGGCUGCUGAGGUUGGUUAGAGAGAAGCAGACGCCAGAGAAUGACAAAUAUGGGCUUGGGGAUAUAGUUUUAUUUGGGAAUAAGAAGCGAAUGAAGAUUGGCAAGCACGAUGAUCUUCUUGAUGUGUUUCUUGACGAUCGUGUUAAAACGCUUGUGAAUUGCUUUCUUCCCUCGACUGGAUGGAAGAAUUCCUUAGAAUCAAUGAUAUCUUUGCUGGAUGAUCCUGAAUCGCAGUACAAUAAAUACUUGGAAAACAAAAAGAAAGAUGAUAAUGGGGACGAUGAUAAGCUCCAAGAGGAGAGUGACAGCAAUCCAUCAAAGGAUGAUGAUGUUCCUUUGACAUUUGAGGAGUAUUUUAAGCAAACAUGCGAGUCCCUGGAGCUUUGUAUGGUUAAUUUAUAUACUCACUUGCCAACUUCUCUAAUCCAGUUAGAGGUAGCAAAGAACAUGAUCAGAGCUCUGGGCUUGCUCAAAUCUCUUGAAACUAUGUUGGGCGGUGCCCAUGUAGCCAAUGAAGGGUUAAAACAAGUUCUCAAUGAUAUCAAAGACAAUGGAAGCAGCGUGGGUUGUUCUACAAUGUGGAGUACCACGAGGAAAGAAUGCCUGCAGUUACUGAGAUCUCUUCCUCUGACAUUCUUUCCACCAGAUAUAAUAGGGGUAGGGGAAUAUGCCAUAAAAGAUUUUUGCUUGGCAAAUGCGUGCCUGGUGUUCUGUACUGCAUCAAGCUCUUGCAAAUUAAACACCGUAGAUGAACCAUUGGAAUAUUUACUCAUCGAUGAAGCUGCUCAACUUAAGGAAUGUGAAUCAGCCAUUCCUUUACAGCUACCUGGUCUGCGUCAUGCAAUUCUCGUAGGGGAUGAGAUGCAGCUCCCUGCUCUGGUUAAAAGCAAGAUAUCCGAGAAGGCUAAAUUUGGAAGGAGUUUGUUCGAAAGAUUGGUCGUGUUGGGGCACCAUAGGCUCCUUCUUGAUGUCCAGUACAGGAUGCAUCCAUCCAUCAGCUUAUUUCCAAAUAGGGAGUUCUAUUUCGGCCGGAUUAAGGAUGCUCAAAAUGUUAAACAAAGAAGCUACGAGAAGCACUUCCUUCAGGGCAAAAUGUACAGCUCCUACUCUUUUAUAAGUAUAGCUCAUGGUAAGGAGGAGCGUGGUGACAGUCACAGCUCAAAGAAUGUGGUUGAGGCUGCCGUGGUCUCUGAGAUAGUUUCCAAGCUUUUUAAACGAUUCCUUGACACAGGGAAUCGUGUUAGUAUAGGAGUCAUAUCCCCAUAUAAGGCUCAAGUUUAUGCAAUUGAAAAACAAAUCGGAGAAUACAAAAAAUAUACAGAUAGCGGCUUCUCUGUGAGUGCUCGCUCUGUGGAUGGAUUCCAAGGAGGUGAGGAAGAUGUGAUAAUUAUUUCUACUGUUAGAUGUAAUGGGAAUGGAUCAGUAGGUUUCGUUUCCAAUCGACAAAGAGCAAAUGUGGCACUGACACGUGCCAGGCAUUGCCUUUGGAUAUUGGGAGAUGAGUUUACUUUACUCCACAGUGGCUCUGUUUGGAAGAAAUUAGUACUUGAUGCCAAAGAACGGGACUGUUUCCAUAGGGCAGAUGAGGACAAGAGCUUGGCUCAGGCUAUUGUUGCUUCCCUGGUGGAGCUUGGCCAGUUUGAUACCUUACUCCAUAGCGACACUCUGUUGUUCAGAGAGGCUACAUGGAAGGUUUUCUUCGACAAUGCUUUUGGAAGAUCUAUGGCUAGAAUAAGAAAUGCAAAGAUAUGCAAGGAAGUGCUUUCUAUGUUGACAAAGCUUGCAAGUGGUUGGCGUCCGCCUCAAGUGGAGAAAGCCCCCGUCGCCCUUCCUGGGAGGUCUUCUCAACUAUUAGAGAUGUACAAGAUCAAAGGGCAGCGGUGCCUGUAUCUGCUUUGGACAGUAGAUAUAAUCAAGGAGGACUCAAAUUACAUUCAGGUUAUGAAGGUUUUUGAUGUUGUGCCACUAUCUGAUGUACUAAAGCUAGCAAAGCAAGUUGAUAUCUUGUUUAGAAGUUAUACAGAGGAUAAGAUGCAACGCUGCAAAUACAGAUGUGUUUUGGGGAAUUUGAUUGUUCCAAUGAGAUGGCCUGUUGACACAAGUAGUUGUGCUGAACCCGUUGAUGCGUUGUGCCUCUCAAGAGCAUUAUCGUUGCUCAGUUUAAGGGAGGAGCCAGAAACAUCAACAGCAUCAACUUACAGGUAGCCUCAAGUGUCAUCUAUGGCUUCCUUUAGAGUGAUAAUGAAUGAUGUUGGCAAUUCCAAACCAUCGUAUAAAUGGCGAAGAGUAUUGCUCAAAGUGAUGGUUAUAUAUCUUUUAUGUUUAAGUAGUGGAGUAUACAUGUAAGUGUUAAUGGGGAUGGUGAAAAUAGACCCAUCGCAGAAGAUCCAAAUGGAGCAGUGAAGAAGGAUAUCUGGAUUUGGCAGUGUAUCGCAGAAGCUCUUAUGGUUGAAAUGAUGAUACAAAGGCUUGUAAUUUUUUAUUUUGUAAUGUAAUUAAAUACCAAAUAAUGUAAUAUGAAGUGGGUUAUAAAUAUUGAAUUUCUAUUUUUUAGAUG
Molecule: messenger RNA, 3726 nt
Organism: Carya illinoinensis
Lineage: Eukaryota; Viridiplantae; Streptophyta; Magnoliopsida; Fagales; Juglandaceae
Exons: 10
Coding region: 195-3374 (1059 amino acids)
Molecular function (GO): helicase activity
Source: RefSeq, a predicted model, not a curated record